GUGUUAAAAGCAUUGGCUUUUUAGUUACUAUAAAUAUGAAUAUUUAUUCAAAAAUUGUAACAGGAAGAUGUAGUUAUUAUGAAGUUCACCAGGUGACCUAGAUUUUAUUUUGAAAGCUGAAACAGGAAGUGGGCUUGCUCGUUGUUGGUCAGUAGUCCUUUGAGGAAGGGGUUUGACUACAAAUUCCACCGUUGACUGGAUUGUUUAUGUCUCGGGGUUACAUCACUGAGCUAGCUGAAGAGCUCAUCUUGUCCUGUCCGUCCAUAAAAUGGUGGCGAUUGGGGCGUUGAUGAUAAAUGUGUGAGGAUAAAGCCCCUGUGGUCCUCUUGCUGCACCACACACUUCCUCAUGGAUUCCAGCAAUGACGAAGCACUUGAUAUCAUUAUCACCAAUGUGGUGGCAACCUUCAGGACCAGAUGCCACCUCAACCUGCGCACCAUUGCCUUAGAGGGAACUAAUGUCAUCUAUAAGCCGGAAGUAGGGAAAGUCCUGAUGAAGCUUCGUAAACCCAAGAUAACAGCCUCAAUCUGGUCGUCAGGGAAAAUCAUCUGCACUGGAGCAACAAGUGAGGAUGACGCAAAGCUGGGUGCUCGCAGGUUAGCACGCCUGCUGCAGAAACUGGGCUUCAAGGUGAGAUUUUCAGCCUUCAAAGUUGUGAAUGUCCUGGCAGUUUGCUCCAUGCCGUUUGCAAUCCGCCUCAUAGACUUUACUAAGAACAACCGACCCAUUGCCAGUUAUGAACCAGAGCUCCAUCCUGCUGCCACGUACAGGAUCAAACAUAUCAAGGCUACUAUACAGGUGUUCUCUACCGGCAGCAUCACAGUUACAGGACCAAAUGUACAGAAUGUGGCCACAGCUGUUGAGCAGGUCUACCCACUUCUGUUCGAGUGUCAGAAACCCCGCUACAAAUAGAAGAAAAAAGACGGAUGGAAGGGCGGAACGAGAAGGCCCAUCUGAUUUGUUUGUCACAAGUGAGGAAGCAACUUAUCGUUGGAUUUACUUGUUUGAUUUUAUUGCUGUGAGGCAAACAGACACAAACUUCUAACACAACCAACAGACUGGAUAUCACCAGGGUUUUAAAAAAAAAGAAGAAAAUCCUCAACAACCCUUGUUGGAGUGUUAAAGUGUCCCUCUCACAAAAUGUCAUUGAUGUUGUGGAUUGUGUGGCUCUUGUGAUUUUAACAGCCUAAACUUCCAAGUACGUCUUUCAAACAUCAUAUCCUUCAGCAGAAACUGCACCUUUUUAAACUUGACUGACACUGAAGGAGUUGGAUAUUAUCUGCUCUUUAUUUGCUCUGGAUGUUUUUUGCAUGGACACAAAAGAUCAGUUUUCACCUAUCUAACCAUGUUAACGCUUACCGUGACCAUUGCGAAGAGACAGUAUGUGAACACUGAGAAGCCUCACCUUUAACCCUAUAGACAAGAAUCUCCGUCCAUGGCUUAAUUAGAGACGUGUUAACGCAAAUAUUAAGGCAUCCACUAUAUUACCCAUAUUUUUUUUACCCAUAGAGAAUAACAGCAAUCAACCCACAGACCGAUUCUGGGCUGUCACCCAUAAGUACACAAAGCCAGAGCAGGUCCUUAUGCAGCUGCACAAAUCCCCUCACAAUAUGCAUUUAUCUCUGAUUUGAUUUGGUCACAUUGUCACAUUUCCUUACUUAGUUUGGGUGGCAGUUCACUAUAAAUGUGUUCCUGUUUCUCAAAUGUGGCAAUUUCAUUUCUAUACAUUUCCUAAUAAUAGUUUUAAACACAAGGCAAACAUGAAAGGUUUCAAAACAAUACAAUGUACAGAACACGAUUGAUGGCGUAAAUGUUUUUGGAAUGUAAUGAAAACUUUUGAAGGGUUUAUGUAUAUUUUAUUUCAGUUGGCGUGUUGUUGAGCUACACACACACACACACACACACACACACACACACACACAGUCUCAGACUACAGUGGUUCUAAGGAAAGGCAUUUAAAAGUAGCGUUUAAGUAGGCCAGUUAUAAAGUUAAUAAACCCAAUUGGUAUUAGGAAAUUGCUGGAAAGGCACAAGACAAAGGCACAAAUUCAUUAGAUUGUAAUGUUUAAGUAAAUAAUUCAUAAUUACAAAAGCAGCUGUAUAGUUACGUCAUACAGCGUUGUGUGGCUGUUAACUCAGCACUGUCACCUGUCAAGAGGUGUGGCAGUACAUUCAUUUUAGUUUUUGAGGCAACAUAAGACCAUGCGGUGUUCAAAGACGCCAUGCUUACAGCAUUAGCCAGUGCCCUGAACUGAAAAAUAAACCCUAGAAUAACCUUCUUCCUUAACAACAAAAACAAACAAUGGUGAAGUGUUUUUAAAUAGGAAAACCUAAUGACAGGCAACGUGGACGUAUGCAUAUAAUAAAGGCAUCUGAUUGAAAAGAUGUUGAUUAAAAACGUAAAUGUCUCAAGUAUGUGGGAUGGACUUUUUGAACCAGUGUCAACUGAAAAUUUGUGACACUUGUUCAGAAUUUUGUAUUUUGUAUAAAAAUAAAGGUUCAUGAUAACACAG
This is a messenger RNA of Etheostoma cragini (Arkansas darter), 2513 nucleotides long. RefSeq names its product TBP-like 1 (gene tbpl1). Lineage: Eukaryota; Metazoa; Chordata; Actinopteri; Perciformes; Percidae. The transcript is spliced from 7 exons. The coding region runs from base 349 to 912 and encodes 187 amino acids. The record is from RefSeq and is a predicted model, not a curated record. Gene Ontology annotation, biological process: DNA-templated transcription initiation. Gene Ontology annotation, molecular function: general transcription initiation factor activity; DNA binding.